Cutaneotrichosporon oleaginosum is the source of this 745-nucleotide messenger RNA. RefSeq lists its product as uncharacterized. Gene Ontology annotation, biological process: defense response to fungus; defense response to bacterium. The record is from RefSeq and is a predicted model, not a curated record. NCBI's taxonomy places the organism in Eukaryota, Fungi, Basidiomycota, Tremellomycetes, Trichosporonales, Trichosporonaceae.
CUCAGAACACCAUAAAAGGAGCCUCAGAUGGGCUCUCGGCCGCCUCAUCCCACCAACACUUUCCAAGAACAUCUCUCUGGCAGGCCCAGCACGUCAAGUCGACUUUCACUUCGCUCAACACUCUCGCUUCUCCGCACCCCACCAAAAACCAACUAGCCACAAUGCUCGCCAAGACCAUCAUUGCCGCCGCGUUUGCCGGGCUCGCCGUCGCCGCCCCCCAGCGCUUCCAGAAGAAGGCCCAGGUCGACGACUGGUCGGUUAAGAACUCCGUUGCCACUUGGUACGACCUCGACUCGUACGAGGAGAACGACGGCUACCCGAACCAGGUUUACUGCAACUCGGACCGGUACCACAACGACUCGCCCAUCGCUGCCAUCAAGGGCGGCAAGAACUUCUGCGGCCAGAUGAUUCGCGUUACCAACAAGGCCACCGGCAACUCGGUCGAGGUCCCCAUCAUGGACGAGUGCGGCGGUUGCUCGCACGCCAACCAGGUCGACCUCCCCAAGUCGAUCUGGAACGAGCUCAACGCUGGCGUCUCGACCGGCCAGCUCGACAUCGAGUGGCAGUUCAUCUAAGCGACCGUUUGUCGCCGCGACGGUCCGCGACCAUCGCACCCGAGGUGAUGAGCGCUUCGACGAGCAUCAUCUCAUCCACAUCGUGCCGCGCACUUGUGUAGACCCUCUUUAGACUGGUUGUAGCAUACUCUUCCGUCCCCAGUGGAUGGCCCCGAUAACUGCUGGAUGAU